AUUCCUUUCCUAAAAAAUUCCUCCAAAGAAAGUCACGUGCUCCUGGUUUUUCAGAUAUUUUCAUUAAAUUUUUUUUUCAUUAAAUAAAAAAUGAAGCAGCAGACUGGAAAAAAGAACGCCCCCAAGGCCAAAUCGAAGGCCGCAGAGCCGGCGAAGAAAGGCCAACCUAAGGUGGCCACUGCAGAGACCGCAGCUCCUGCGAAAUCUUCUGCCCCUGUAGUGUCUUCGAAAAAAGUAGCCAAGGCUCCAGCCGUGGCUCUAAAGAGUAUGGAGUUGGCCAUGAAUGAGACGGCUAAAAAGAACCUUGAAAAAGCCUCUUCGAAAAAAGUAGCCAAGGCUCCAGCCGUGGCUCUAAAGAAUAUGGAGUUGGCCAUGAAUGAGACGGCUAAAAAGAACCUUGAAAAAGCCUCUUCGGCCAAAAAAGCAGCCGAAUCUUCUGGAAAGAAGUCAGGAGCAGCUUCGGAACCUUCGGUACCGGUGCCCAAUACAAAGAGGUCUGCACCUCCGGCAAAGAAAGCUGGAGCUCCAGCUCCCAAAAAGGCAUCCCCCGUUGAACCGCCAAAGAAAAUCGCUGCUCUAGCCCCAAAAACCGAAAAGAAGGAAGUUGUAGCACCCAAAGCGGAAGCAGAUCCUGAAAUUACUGGAAAAAAGACUGCUGCCGUGACCAAACCAAAGCCCAAGCCGAAACGCCCGAAGAAUGUGCUGCGCGGAAAAAAGUUGCCCAAAAAGAAGGUCUGGGAACGCUUCGUCAUCGAUUGCGACUGCGUGGCCGAGGACUUGAUUCUGGAUGUCGCCGACUUGGAGAAGUAUUUGAAGACCCACCUCAAGGUGAAGAGCAAGAUCAACCAGCUGAACGACCUGGUGACCUUCGAGAGGGUCAAGAACUCUACGUUGGUCAUCCACAGCGGUGUGCACUUCUCGAAGAGGUACUUCAAGUACCUGACCAAGCGCUAUCUCAAGAAGCACAGCCUGCGCGAUUGGGUGCGAAUUGUGUCCACUGGCAAGGAUACCUUCUCCAUGUGCUACUUCAAGAUCCAGGGACAGGACGAUGACGACGAGGAUGAUGCCAAAGCUGAGGCAAAGGCCAAAAAAUAAUCAUACACUUUAAAAGCAUUUAUAACAUCCUCAUAAGAAUUCAAUUCUCAAAAAAUCAUUCAGUAAACUUCCGUUUAACCUUUUUCUGAUUCUUAAAAGGCUGUACUAAUUUUCAAAGAUUUUUGAUUCACAAAAACAUGUGUUUUUAAUUAUUAAGUGAUGAGGUACUUUGUACUUUACACUCAUUCCAUCAAAACUAAUAAAAA
This is a messenger RNA of Drosophila suzukii, 1301 nucleotides long. RefSeq names its product Ribosomal protein L22-like (gene RpL22-like). Gene Ontology annotation, cellular component: ribosome. Gene Ontology annotation, molecular function: structural constituent of ribosome; RNA binding. The record is from RefSeq and is a predicted model, not a curated record. Gene Ontology annotation, biological process: cytoplasmic translation. NCBI's taxonomy places the organism in Eukaryota, Metazoa, Arthropoda, Insecta, Diptera, Drosophilidae.